AACAGUUCGUGUCUGGUUGAAGAGAGACAGCGGGCAGUACUGGCCCAGCAUAUACCAUGCAAUGCCAUCUCCAUGUUCAUGCAUGUCUUUUAACCCGGAAACCAGAAGGCUGUCCAUAGGUCUAGACAAUGGUACAAUCUCAGAAUUCAUUUUAUCAGAAGAUUACAACAAGAUGACACUAGUGAAAAGUUACCAGGCUCAUCAAAGCAGAGUCAUGAUGAUUCUGUUUGUCCUGGAGAUGGAGUGGGUGUUAAGCACUGGACAAGACAAACACUUCACAUGGCACUGUUCGGAGAGUGGCCAGCGGCUGGGGGGGGGGCGCCCCCCGGCCCGGGGGUACCGCACCAGCGCCGGCGCCUGUGGCCUGCAAUUUGAUGUGGAAACCCGGCAUGUGUUUGUUGGUGAUCAUUCUGGGCAAGUGACCAUACUCAAGCUAGAGCAAGAGUCCUGCAGCCUCGUUACAACAUUUAAGGGUCACACAGGUGGUGUCACUGCUCUCUGUUGGGACCCAAUACAGCGAGUUUUAUUCUCAGGCAGUUCUGAUCAUUCCAUUAUAAUGUGGGAUAUUGGAGGAAGAAAAGGAACAGCCAUCGAGCUGCAAGGACAUAAUGAUAAAGUUCAGUCUCUCUCCUAUGCUCACCACACUCGGCAGCUCAUCUCCUGUGGUGCAGAUGGGGGAAUCGUCGUUUGGAACAUGGAUGUUGAGAGGCAGGAGACCCCCGAGUGGCUAGAUAGUGACUCCUGUCAAAAAUGUGACCAGCCUUUCUUCUGGAACUUCAAGCAAAUGUGGGACAGUAAGAAAAUAGGCCUCAGGCAGCAUCACUGCCGGAAGUGUGGGAAAGCCGUGUGCGGCAAGUGCAGCUCCAAGCGCUCCUCCAUCCCGCUGAUGGGGUUUGAGUUCGAAGUGAGGGUCUGCGACAGCUGCCACGAGUCCAUAACGGAUGAAGAGCGGGCGCCCACUGCUACUUUCCACGACAGUAAGCACAACAUCGUUCACGUACAUUUUGAUGCCACCAGGGGAUGGCUGUUGACCUCAGGGACAGACAAGAUUAUUAAGUUGUGGGAUAUGACACCAGUAGUGUCUUGAUGGUACAUCAGUGGAACUUGAAAGGUGGUAUUUACAGAAGAAACAGUUUUCCUAACCCUAUCAUACUGCAGAAGAUAGAUAACGCUGGGUGCAUACGGCAGAUGAGAAAGGAACUAAUGCGUUUACAACGAUUUUACAUCCUCUGCUUGAUCAAGGCUGAGCAUUUGCACGAAGACUCUUUCCACUUAUUCUCAAAAUACACAAGAAGGUAUUUUUUUAACUAACAGUUUGUACAAUCUGACUUUGGUUGUCUUGAGUUUGUUUGGGGAAUCCAUGCGUGGUGCAAUUUUUAGUUUUUAUAUUUCACUAUGUCAAGAUACUUGCUGCUUUGUAUGGAGGGUUCUUG
Apaloderma vittatum (bar-tailed trogon) is the source of this 1433-nucleotide messenger RNA. It is a transcript of the gene WDFY2, whose product is annotated as WD repeat and FYVE domain containing 2. NCBI's taxonomy places the organism in Eukaryota, Metazoa, Chordata, Aves, Trogoniformes, Trogonidae. Gene Ontology annotation, molecular function: metal ion binding; protein binding. The transcript has 12 exons. The annotation marks the transcript as partial. The record is from RefSeq and is a predicted model, not a curated record.